This is a messenger RNA of Brassica rapa (field mustard), 869 nucleotides long. Its product is annotated as peptide methionine sulfoxide reductase B5. Lineage: Eukaryota; Viridiplantae; Streptophyta; Magnoliopsida; Brassicales; Brassicaceae. Gene Ontology annotation, molecular function: peptide-methionine (R)-S-oxide reductase activity. The record is from RefSeq and is a predicted model, not a curated record. Gene Ontology annotation, biological process: response to oxidative stress; protein repair.
AAGGAGGAAAGAGAUAAAAAAAAAGGCGAGGAUGGCGUUGAACGUGAUACAAUCAUCUGUGCGUGUAUCUUCAGCCACUUCUUUGACCUUCUCUUCCACCAUCAAAUCCUUCGUCACACCUUCCCUCUCUCUCGCAACCCAUCGACUCUCUCUUUCUCCCCCGAAUCUCAACCUCCUUCGCGUCCCCUCCUCUCCACCAUCUCUCCGUCGAGGUUUUCGCGGUGGUCGUAUCGCAGCAAUGGCUUCUUCUGCUCCCGGAUCGGUUAACAAACCAGAGGAAGAGUGGCGUGCGAUUCUCUCUCCCGAGCAGUUCAGAAUCCUCAGGCAGAAAGGCACUGAAUAUCCAGGGACGGGAGAAUACAACAAAGUAUUCACAGACGGGAUCUAUAGCUGUGCAGGGUGUGGAACUCCUCUGUACAAAUCCGCCACCAAGUUCGACUCUGGUUGUGGCUGGCCUGCUUUCUUUGACGGCAUCCCCGGCGCUAUAAACCGAACCGCGGAUCCAGAUGGGAGGAGAAUAGAGAUCACGUGUGCAGCUUGUGGAGGACAUCUCGGACAUGUUUUCAAAGGAGAAGGUUUCCCUACUCCUACCGAUGAGCGACAUUGUGUCAACAGUGUCUCCCUCAAGUUCGCACCCGGGAACGCAGCCUUGUAAUAAUAAUCUACUUGUAUUGUGUGUUAAAGAAAAGGUAGUGUGUGUUGCUUACUUGUGUCCCACCCGCUGGCUCGCACUGUGUUUCGAUCUGAGUGCUAGUAGUAAUAAGGGCGUUGAAUUAACGUCUUCAGACUCUUGGUAUUGUCGUAUAAUCAAAUCAUAUAAGAUUGGUGAAUAAUGUUUUUGUUAGUUUUAUGUCUGAACUUCUUGUGUC